Molecule: messenger RNA, 1049 nt
Organism: Bactrocera latifrons
Lineage: Eukaryota; Metazoa; Arthropoda; Insecta; Diptera; Tephritidae
Exons: 4
Coding region: 393-716 (107 amino acids)
Source: RefSeq, a predicted model, not a curated record
CAAUUUGAACUUGAGCCGCCUCUGUUGCCGUCGCCGUCGCAGUUCGCAUCGGUGUCGUCAACUCGUAAGCCUCACCAGUCGCGCCAAGAACGCCUCUCAAUUCAUUGUUAUGAUAAUCCCCAUGCCAAUUAAACACCGCUUGUUAGUCAUAAAGCGAAAAUAUAUACUACAUACAUGCACUGGGAAGCUGUAAAUUUUUUAAUUUUAAAUCAAUAUUAACUUUACACUACGCUCUUUCGGUCAUCAAAAUUUGCACAACGAAAUUUAGUAACACUCGCAACUCUUUCGCAAGCGCGGCCGCUACUCUGACAUUUCUACGCUUGAACGGGGCGUGAACGCCAACAAACAUUAAAGCUAAAGUAAUCAGUCUUGUGACCGGGAAAAUAUACAAAAUGUCCCCCCUGCUCAUUUUCAUCAUGUGCGCCACAUUGCCAUUAACUUGGGCAUUCUCUACACAGUAUUAUGGCAACACCAAACACGCCGCGCUGCCAAACCACUGUUACCACGAGGAAUUGAAACUAGCGGUGCCGGUCAAUGACACCCUGUAUCCCACAGAUAUAGAAUUUCAAUGCAUAACGGCAUCUUGCCGCCAUGAUUAUGUGCUGGUGAUAAAGCACUGUGACCGUUAUCUGCUACGACAUGGCUGCAUUGAGCAGCCACCCGAUUAUAGUCGGCCUUAUCCCGGUUGCUGCACCCAAAUUAAAUGUGCCGAUUAAAACAUUUUAACUUCGUAUGUAUUUGUAAGGAGUACCUAUUAAUUUAAAAUUAUGAAUAUGGCAAAUAAACAAAUCUUAAUCGAAAAAAAGCGUGUCACUGACGUAAGAAAAAAUACCCGAGCACUUUUUUGAUGAUAAUCAGAAAGUACAUAGAAGUAAUAAAAUCACUUAUAGCUUAGCUUGAGCAUCCAAAACAUUUGUGUUUGUGUUAAAAAAAUACUCACCCCCUCUCACCCUGCCAUCUUACGUAGAUCCGAACCGGUUCGGCGUCGUUGUGCAAUCCGCUGCGUAAUUCAAAAUCGUACAGAACCGUGCUGAUAGUUGUACUGUUUG